CAAAAUUUAUCGGAAAAAUGGACGAGAGUCUCCAGCAAUUACUGGCGCAGCAGCAGCUGCGGCCCGAAGACAAAGUGGUCAAAGCUGCCCUGGCGGGGCACCACGAUUACCCGAUGUUGAGCAACCCUUUCCUUGAGGAGGCUGAAACAGCUGCAACCCCGACCCCGACGGCCGGCGGCUCUGGUCACCCAAUGAAGUUUGACUGUCCCUUUCUCGCACGGGCCGAGGCCGCGCGCGCGGGUGAUAGUACAACAACUCAAGACGAUGAUGUCGUGAUGCGGAUUGACAGCACGGAGCAGAGAACUUCCACGGAUGAUUUCCUUGAGAUGAACGACAUCUGCAGCAAGGCUGGUGGCCACAACCAGGACGAAGAUCACCAGCUUCUGAAAGCCGGAGACAAGCAGCUCUCCAGUACGACCGCUUGUUCGACGGAUGAGUGCUGUGAAGAGUUCCUGGUGAUGUCGGGAAACAAGGAAAAAACCCUGUCCCACACAACUUCCACCAGUGAAUUUUUGGAGGCAGCAAUUGGCGACUACAUUAAGACCAAGACCGGGGAAGAAAUCCAGGAACAUCAAGCAAAACAAGGUGGAGGUCCAGAUCAGAAUAUUAGUAAAAUGGAUCCAGCCGCUGGACAAAACGAGAAGAAUAAGAACGGAGGACAAGAAGCAAAAGUGGAUGGUACUAACACCACCGAAAAUACCACCAUCGAGGGUGGAGCAGGUGAGGCCACGACCUAUCAAAUGUAAAAAUGUCUGGGUCUGGAAGAUUGCGAGAUUUGUCAUGCAGAUUUUCCAUGACCCAUGAGGUCUGGAAUGCCGGGCCUAGCAUGACAGAGUCUGUGAGGUCUCUGCCAUGCCUAUCCCGCAUGAGAAACUACCUCCCAACUUGGUCGAAAGUGGACAGCUUUUGGCACUCAUGCAACACAGAUUUUUGCAUUAUUCGGAUUUAGCAUGACAAGUUUUAAUCUUCCAGACCCAGACAUUUUUACAUUUGAUACGACCACCAGCUCAUUUACAUUUGAUACGAGGCACACAACUUCCACCAGCGAAUUUUUGGAGGCAGCAAUCGGCGACUACAUUAAGACCUCCGGGGAAGAUCUACAACAACAGGAACUACAAGCAGGAGGUGGUCCAGAUCAGAAUAUUAAAAUGGAUCCAGCCGGAGCGAAGGAGAACAAUAACGGAGGACAAGCAAAACCAAAAGUGGAUGGUAACCUCGAAAAUAGAAAUACCACCAUCGAGGGAGGUGAAGCCACGACCACCAGCUCUACCAGGGCGAUUUCCCCGACCGGCGCCCGCCUGUACGUUGACACGGUGGAACAGGGGCAAACGCAGUGGGACGCCAGGAUUGAGGCCGCCCACUGUCGGUAUUCCUACUAUGUGGCAGACCGGACUUCCGUUCAGGACGCCCGGAAACGGGAACGGGAAUGGAAACUGGCGGAAAUGAGGAAGCAGGCGGACCAGAUGCGCGCCUGCUUUACACAAAAAGCGGCUUUGCCAGCGGAAAGGCAUCAAGGGAUAGUUUUAGGAGAUCAUCAUGUGAGUUCAUCUGAAGGAGCGGCUGCAGGAGGUUCUUGUGCACAAAAAAAUGAAUCCUCGUCAUCCCCAAAGCGCUGCCUGGUACGGGAGGGCAGCGGCACGAUAUGAAAUGCAAAAGCAUCGUACUAGUAGAAAUUGCAUGACAAAUUUCCUCCGCAUUGAGAAUGGAAUUUGUAAUGCGAGUUUCGGUCAAGAAGCAGAUUUGUAUAUGCAUGGCUGCAAUUACUACGAGUGCGAUACUUUUGCACAGGAUACACGAUUAGUUUUGGCAAAGACGAGCAGGCACCCAUUAAGUUUCAGGCGGUUUGGCGCAGGGAUAACUCGAUGGACCUGGACAACUCGUCCCAGGUGAACAACAACGAGAAAAGUGGGAACAGUUGUCCCGGAUCCGGGUCGGAGAACGUUGUUGACAGUGCGACGACCACGACCACCACGACUGCAAAAAAUGAUGAUGAAGAUGAUCAUGUCAAAAAAGAGAAAGCAGAGGAGAGCACUGCUGCUGCUGCUGGUCAACAUGUGGACGAGGACCUUGGUGACGAAGAUCAUGAUAACAGCAGCAAGAAGAAGUUGAAACCGUUACAAAUGCCGGCUGCGGUUUCGAAGGCAGUCCCAGCUGGUGCUCUACUUCCGGGUGGACCGAAAAAGGGCACAACUACGUCUCCGACAAUCACGACCGGCAAAAGUGCAGCUCCGCAGCUUUCGCCGCCACCAGGCUCCUCUCCUGUGUUAACACCGCCCGUGCAUCAACCGGGAAUGAACAAUCCUGCGGGAGGGGGAGCAGCAAGAGGAGGCCCUGCUUGGCACAUGAUGAAUAAGGGUGGUGCAGCAGGUGCACCAGCAGGACCGGCAACAUCUCCUGGGUCUUCCUCUUACGGACCAGAUAGCUACAACAGUAACAACAUGCAGAACGCGAAUGACGGCGCAACUUUUGUUCCUGGUAAAGCUGGGCCACAACAUGUAGCUGCUCCCCCGACUGGUGGUCCGUACGGUUCUGGUAAGAGCAGGAAUUAUCCGCAUGGGAUGAAUAAGGGACAUCAUCAACAUCAUAAUGCGAUGAAGGGAGGGCCAGCACCACAUUAUCAGCAACACCACUUCAAAGGAGGGUCAUGUGCUUCAUUUCAUCAUCCGCACCACCAGCAUCAGCAACAUCACCCUCCAGGUGGGAAAGACGUGAACGCCUUAGUGUCCAGUUUUCUUAAUCAGAUCACCAACAACCAGGCUGGUGCAACAUCUCCAAACAAGGGUGGUGGUGGUGCAGCAGCAGCGUCUUCUUCCAUGGCCGCUCUAGAUAUGGGACUGAUGGUCGGCGCUAUGCUGCAGCAAGUGCAGCAACCCCAAAUUAUGCCGGAACAGCAACUGCACAAAGGAUCAUACGGCCGUGGCAAGAUGAACAAAGCAGGUUCAUACGCGAUGAAUCAUGGUCUUGGGAAGCACGGACAACAGCAUCACGCUGGGACGAGGUUUGGUAGCUCCUUGCACGGGGCGGGACCACAGCCGAUGUACGGAAAGGGAGGACCAGGUAGUACUACUCUCGGUUCUCCACCCGGGUCUACUUCUGCUGUGUCAUCUUCCUGCGCAUUGACGGAUGCGUUAGUGGCGAUUCAGAAUGUUCUGAACAGCACCAAUACUGGGACAAACAACCCGGCCAACAAUUCGGUCCUGCAUGACAUCAUGCACCAGCAGCCACAACAAGUACCGCAGCAGCACCCCAGUACAACUACCACUGGAGCCGUUUCUAGUGGUGAUGAGUGGUUGUCGAAUCUCGUGCAACAAAUUACCGCAUCAGGUGGCUGCAACACGACCUCCAUCGCCGGCACUUCUAACCACGCGGGCGUAAUGGAACAGCAGCAGCACAACCUGUUAGUACCCGGAAUUGCUGCGAACGCGGCGGGUAGUUUAACGGGUGCAGCCGGACUGCAGCACCAGCAUGGUCGUGUUUUUCAGCAGGGCCAAUCGAACACGACGCCUCCUGGUCCUGCUGGAUUGGCGGGUGCGAACGGCAACUCGUGCACGAGGACGCCGUUGAACAAUUCCCGAGGAGGUGAUGGGGACUCCACCGGGGGAAGCACCGCAGCACCGGCAGACAUAUGCGUUGCAAAUACGGGUGGGUGUGGACGGAUGCAAACUUGUGAUGCUGUCUUUGGAUUCUAAAAAAAUCUGUAUUGCAUGAGCUGCAAAGCAAAUAAAGGAGUAGCCCAGUUUUUGCUACGCCAAAUAAGGGGCAUUUUUCAUGCGGGAUUGGCAUCAAGAAGCCCGCAAAAUAAACUCUGUGAUGCUAUGGCAUACAUCACAGACAGAGACAACAUGGCUCAUGCAAAACGUGCAUGACAAAGUUGCAAUUAGCAUCCAGCCCGCCCAGACAUGUUUGGACUCAAUAAGACGAUUGGUUUAACGAUUUGAUCGGGGGACAGUAGUGGGUCUUCUUCGAUGCAGUGCGUUGUUGUUCUCGGAAGUAGAUCAUAUGCGCAAGAGAAGAGCUAAAGCUUUUAUCAUCUUGAUAUUCUCCUUCCGUCGGUACUUCUGAGGGCUUGACUGCAACAAGCUUGUUACAGACCUCAGAAAAUAAGGACACGAGAGGUGGACUUGAGUUCGCUGCUCACGGCAUAUGAAAAUCAUUUUUACUGGAAGGUAAAAAUGACAAUGUCAAUGUAGAUAAGGCGAGGAAGAGAAGACAGGCACCAGCUGGUCUUUGUUCCGGUUGGGUUCCUUCAGCCGUGCUUUUCUACGACCUGCCCAAAACAGAGUUCUAGCACUUCUAACGCCUUUGUCUUUACGGUUUAUUCACUUUUUCAUAAUUUAUUGAUUCACGUUUUCGUACGAUUUGUAGCUGUCAUCUCUUCUUCUAGUUCUAACAUGAUCAUGAACUCUCUUCUCCGUGCUCGGCAAGAAAUCUUCAUGGCAUCUUGGCACUAGGAGCAGGAGAAAAAGGUUUGGCGCGAUCAGCACCGGAUCUCUGUUGGACGGAGACACUCUCUAUACUGGUUUUACAACUUCAUUCUACGAUAUGCACUUCUGCUGUACUAAUACCACCCCGUCCGAUUUUUAUCGGAUUGGUGUAACACAAAAAUUUGAAUAUGACUUCUACACGAUUUGAAUAAUAUGGACUCGCUCUACUCAAGAUCAAGAACCUGAAAAAGAUUUUUAUUUCAUCAGGUGAACUAACUCACUUUUUUUUUCUCGCAAACUUCUCUACAGUCCGCGGGCUACAAACAUCUCUUUUCAAAACACGGGUGGAGCUGGUGAGCAACUCAGAUGGAGGUUGAGCUGCUCGCACUUUCACUUGGCUCAACAUUCACAAACUAUCUAGCUCCGGAGGGGCAGGUAGUAGUUGUUGGGAGGUGCUUGUAGUUUCUUUAGGUUUUUAUCAAUAGCUAAGAUACGGAUACCGCUAGUCUGUGUAGCAGACACAGACUGCAUUUGUUAUAAUUGUUUCGAAUAUUUGUAUUUCAUUGAGGAUUCAUCUACACACAUUGUUUUUCAAAAAAGAUUUUAUUGGACAGAUUUGUUACAGCAAAUGUUGCGUUUCUAUUUGCGCUUCCGGUACUAAAGUCGGAGGAAGGUCAGACGAAUUCUUGUAUCACAAAAAUCAGGAGGAAAGAAUAUUAUUGAAAACGAAAAGUGCUGGUACUCAUGCACUUAUGAGGAAACAGAAAAAAGAAUCCGAGAUUUAUUUACGAAACUACUUGGCGACAAAGGUUUGUCCUUUAUUACGAAGAAAGAAAUUCGGAGCGGCGAAUAGCGAUUUCAUCUUUGAGCACGAUUUUAAAAAAGACGACGGGUUUAAGAAAAAAACGUAAACGACCACUGAUUAGCAUGAAAACUACUACAAAGAAGGGGCGCAUAAAAGUGGCACGCACUGAAGAAACCACAAAAUGAAGACGUGCGCGGCGAUAUGCGAGGGGGCUGGCCGGUCGCUCGGCGCGCGGGCGCCGGGCCCCCGUGGCCCCUUCAAACUACAGCGACCGGGCAUGGGCAUUCGCGUUGUGGCGCGUAGUCUGGAUGGAUGUUGGGGCGCAGUGGUUUGCGAUUGUUUUUCGCCUUUCACAUUGAUGGGAGGGGCGGCGCGGCCCUUGGCGCGGGCGAUCGAUGGCGGCGCAAAAAGGAGAAAAUCGGGAAAACAUUUUUGCGCGGGAGCCAGCGCGAUUGGAGGCGUGGAGACUUUUUGAGAAAAAUGGAACUUGGACGAGAGGGUGGAGGGACUUUUUGAAAAAAGUCCCGGCACCGCCACUCCUCUGUCGUCCAAAGUUCGCUAAAAUUUUUCAGGAGGCUCCAAAGCCUCCCGCGAGCCUGCCACCUACCCACGCAACCCUGCAGGAACUGAACGGAAAACAUGGAGCGUGGCGGCACACGAAGUACCGCCACCAAAUCGGCGCGCGCGCAGGCGCCUGUGAUUUUUUUGAAAAUUCGAAAAAGCCUGCGGCGGUUUGCAUCAGUGCGCCCCGGUGUUUGGGAGAUAGGGCGCGCUCUUUCGGAGUUGGUCCCCGUUUAGCCUUCGCUACAUUUGCCGCGCCGCCCGCCCUCUUGUUGCUUGGGUCUGCAGAGAGACUGGUCCGCCGAUGCGCCUCCGUUCUGCGCUCGGAGUCCCGGCUUGCAGCGCAUCGGAGAAGGCGGAUGGCAGGCUUUCGCAGCCCAAUUUGACGCCUUGCGCCCAUCGAUUUCGCGCUGGGAUGUUGCGCGCGCGUGCCGCCAAUCUGGGCACCGUUGGCACUGUCGGGGAACUGUCGCGCGACGGUGCGCCAUCUACAUGUCACACUUAGACGGUAAAUGUGACAGUUAGACAGGCUCAAAAUGGUUCGUUUUGGUUUCGUUCUCCGUUCAUAAGAAAAAAACGUAAACGACCACUGAUUAGCAUGAAAACUACUACAAAGAAGGGGCCGCGCCUGAAGAAACCACAAAAUGAAGACGUGCGCGGCGAUAUGGGAGGGGAUUAAGGAGGCGCUCUUGAACAAAUGGAGGAGGAACGGGACGACCAGCUCUUUUUGUCCUGAGUAAAAACGUACCCACACCAUAGUUGUCAUGCAGCUCUGGAUGCUUCGAAUGUUUCUCAUGCGGAGCCCCAUGAGAAGCAUUUUCUAAUGCGGUUUUGAAAUUUGUCAUGCUCCAAUCAGCACGAGAUACUAGAUCUGUAAUGCUGUUAAACUAGCUCAAACAGCACUACACUACGCGGACAAACUUGUCAUGCCAAACAACCAAAGCUGGCUGAUUUGUCUAGCAGAUUCCCCAUCCUGACUCUGGUGUGGGUACGUUUUUACCCAGGAUACUUUUUGUCUCUACUUCACGUCGCUCGUACUACAGCCGCUGGAUCUACAUCUAGCUACUACAGCCGCAGCAGCUCUUUUUGUCUCUACUUCACGUCGCUCGUACUACAGCCGCUGGAUCUACAUGCGCCAAUUUUUCCGCAGUCUCGGGGAAAAGAUGGGCUUUGUUUCUGGCGGCCAUUCUUUCACAUGUGAAAAAAUAGAUUUUGUUACUGGCAGCCAUUCUUUCACAUGUGAAAAAAUGGACUUUGUUUCUGGCGGCCAUUCUUUCACAUGUGAAAGAAUGAAAUUUGUUCCUGGCGUCCAUUUUUUCACGUGUGAAAAAGUGGGGCUUGUUCCCGGAGGUCAUUCCUUCACACGAAAAACGAGACGUGAGGCCUGUCGCUACUGGCAACUAUUUUGUCGGAUGCGGAUGGGCGCGCUCUCUUUCUGGCGACUAUUUCCCCACAUGUGAAAAAAUGAGCGCGCUUUCUGGAGGGCAUGUUCAGUGAGUGAACAGCUUUGCCUUCUUGCCAGCUCCCGCCUUCUCAGAUUUAAGUCGUGCGCCUUUUUUCUGUCGUCGAUUUUUCCACGGCCAUCCAUAUACGGAAAUGGGCGCUCUCUCUGGGGCGCACUCUUUCACAUGCGGGGACAUGCAGUCUCCUCCUGCCGCUGAUUUUUGACACUCCUGUGGGCGGCCCUUCUAUUUAUUCUGAGCGUCUGGCCCGAUCCUUGCCGGCGCCGACUUUGAGGCGCCGCAGUUCUUGCCGCGCAGGUGUCUCAUCGUCAUAAAUGUUGGGCGGGAAAAGGAAAAUCGCGCCACAUUAUUUCACCUUUUUCCCCUACAGGUAGCAAUAGACCCACUUCCCUUCCAAUACUUCACGUCGCUCGUACUACAGCCGCUGGAUCUACAUGCUAACGGUGCUUGUAGAGACCACGGCUCAGCAUUAUAAUAUCUCUGCACCUUCGUUCCUAGAAAGUAAGAAGAUGCAACUACGACAAGAAAAUAAAUGCGGAAAGAUGCAAAUCAAAGAAAUUUCUGAUUUGUAGUUUAGCACAUGAUUCAGGUGCACUGUCUCCGGCUGCAGCAACACCAUCAACAUCAACACUUUCAAACCUUGCAGCCCCCUACUUUUCGCUAGCAAGGUCAUCACUGGAUCAUGAAAAACGGAUGUAAUAUCACCACUACGUACCACGUCGGCGCAGCGCUUCUCUGCCACUAGAUCUAGAAUGCCGGAAUAAAAUACUGUAGCUGUAGUUGUCGCAUUGAUCUACUUCCUACUAUUCGUCUCGGAACAUCAAUAGAGAGCCAAAAUUAACUUGGUAAGAGGAUUUAUAUCAGACGCAUUUCUUGUGUGGGACAAGGAAUCUUCUCAGGAGGACUCAAGGACGUGGCGUCAUGAGCACAAUUGGAUAGUAAUGCUCGCCCGCAUCGAUGUACUUAAAGUACAUCGAUGCGGGCGAGCAUUAUGGUACAACUUCGAAGUGUGUCUCUACUGUUUUUUCACAACUACAAGCGCUAGGAAAAAAAAAAAGAGAUCCCACCUGCCAAGAAGGAAGCUCUUUAGAGUUGUCUUUAUUCAGUUGUUGUACUGUGGAAUGAAGGCCAUGACGAGAGAGCAGUACUACUACAUGUGAAGCAGCAGUAGCUCGAAUAAAAUGGUCUACUCUAUACAGCUUCUAGUUGUCGUGCUAGUGAAAGGAGAAGACGCAAGGCAAUAAACCAGGUUUGGUAAUUAUAGGGCGUUGCAAAUAGACGACGAUCUUGCUAAGCAACCGAAAAACCAUGUUGCUAUCUAUGGAAAAGGCGAUGAUCUCACGUACAAAGACAAAAAUCCUUCCAGACCAUCUGGACGAAGGAUUGAUGGAACAAAAAGCAUGACAGCAAAGUGAAGAUCAUACACAUACCUUUUUAUGAACUACACGUGUAUUAUGUUGUACCUUUUUUUGAUUUUCAAAUGCAUUUCUUUUUUACGAAUCACGAAAAAACUAAAAAAGCUAAAAAUCAAAUACUCGACUUGCGAGGACCAUGCGGUUGAUGGUCCGCCCGCAUCUUCUGCUUCGCUUGAGGAUCUAGCUUUAACACUAGAGCACUGAAAAAGAUCAGAAGGGGAACAAAGUGAACCCGUCCCGUUGUUCAAAAUUUUUGCGUACUAGAACUACAUCAAAAGGUCGUGAAAAGAUG
This is a messenger RNA of Amoebophrya sp. A120, 8960 nucleotides long. Lineage: Eukaryota; Dinophyceae; Syndiniales; Amoebophryaceae. The record is from the annotation of a GenBank genome assembly.